AUGUCGCAUGCCUAUCGCAGUGAUGGUGUUGUAUCAAAGGAAAGUGCAGGCUCGUUUCUCGAGCACCUUCCCUCUUGUACGCCCGUUUACGAUUAUGAUCCACAGUGUGCAAUGGAGAGCCUCUUUCCCAAGGAUUCGGUUGAAGAUCGCUUUGUCGUCUUGAAACACUUUCCACCAGACGCAUUGGCAGAGCAUACGGAAAAAUUACCUGGACGUUGUGACUAUUCACCAUCGCUUCGAACUCUUAUCCUCACAAUGCCUAGUGAGCCACACGAAGUAGCUGCUUCUGCGUUUGAGUUUAUUCUGUUGAAUACCGCACAGGAAAUGAAAGUCAGAAGACGAAUCAAGCCAUGUGCAGCAACCCGCAUCGAUACUCCUGACCGAAGCAAAGAGGCAGAUCGAUCCUGGAAGCCACGCUUCAAAGAAAACUGGAGACAAUUCCCAACGGUGGUUUUGGAAGUUGGCUUUUCAGAAACAGCAGCAAAGCUAGAGAAGAACAUUUCUUGGUGGAUCAAUCAGUCAGAGGGUGAAGUGAGAAUGGGUAUUACGAUCGACAUUAAAAGAGGAUCAGAUCACAUCGAAAUCAAAUCCUGGACCCCAGCAUUCCAACCACAACUACGCGGUGUUUAUGUCACAGCAAAAGGUCGCCACGUCAGUAACUCCAUCAAAUAUCCCCCACUACCUCGGCUUGUCCAAAGAAUUCUCGUCAAAAAGGGCAGAAAUGGCUCUCGUCCUUUUGUAGAAGGUGGACCUCUAUCUAUUCCAUUUCGCGCGUUAUUGUUGGACGAGCCAGGAGAAGGUGAAGGUGAUUUCGCACUCACAGACGACAUGCUUUUGAACGAUCUGGCAGAGGUAGUCUGGGGAUCAGUUGCAGACACUGAACUUGCCGAGGCCAAGAAGAGGAAAAAACGUCGAACUGCAUGA
Molecule: messenger RNA, 924 nt
Organism: Penicillium oxalicum
Lineage: Eukaryota; Fungi; Ascomycota; Eurotiomycetes; Eurotiales; Aspergillaceae
Exons: 1
Coding region: 1-924 (307 amino acids)
Source: RefSeq, a predicted model, not a curated record